Malaya genurostris is the source of this 9468-nucleotide messenger RNA. It is a transcript of the gene ttk, whose product is annotated as protein tramtrack, beta isoform. Gene Ontology annotation, cellular component: nucleus. The record is from RefSeq and is a predicted model, not a curated record. Gene Ontology annotation, molecular function: protein binding. Gene Ontology annotation, biological process: regulation of transcription by RNA polymerase II. The coding region runs from base 1116 to 3566 and encodes 816 amino acids. The transcript has 4 exons. Lineage: Eukaryota; Metazoa; Arthropoda; Insecta; Diptera; Culicidae.
AAUGCUUUUAGUUGGAUAUGUGCCGCGGUUUCAGUAAGAACGUUUUUCUCCUUUCGGCUGUUGCGCGCAGGACCUUCUGCAUUUACUGUGCACUUCAAACAGUUAUCAUUUGUGGCACCGCCAGUGUAGGUAAUGAUGAUACAGUCAAUUGGUGCUUGAAAGGAUCUGUUGUUGCAAAACUAGUGAUUUAUUUUCUGUCGGCUUUCUUCUGCUAGAGUACAUGAAAGUGUUUUUUUUUGGAGAGAAGAAAAGUUGAUUUUUUUGUUGGCUUGGAUGUGAUGUGGAUUGAAAAGGAUUAAGGGCCUUAGUUGAGUGUGCUGACCGAGCGAAAAAAAAUAGUAGUAACAAAGCGUGGCUUUAAAAUUGUACAAAAAUAAUUACAGUGUGGAAACUUCUGAGGAAAAGGAAGUUGUGCAAGUGGGUAAACCGGAAACCGUGAUCUCUAGCUUGCUGGCAAAUUCCUGUUUAUUUUUAGCAACAUAAAUGAAACGCACAGUGUAAGCUUCCACAACAAGCAAAGAAAUAAGUGCAAAAUUAAAUCAAAUUCACCCAAGGAGUGCAAAAAAAUGUUUUUAUCGCAGUGCAAGGAAGUUGCGAAGGAAUUUACACACUCAGCACAGCAGUCGGGGCGUUGUAGCCGUACCCUGUGAGCGAGAGAGGCGAAUAGCAGUCGGGCUGGUCGUUGCUGCGCGCUGCAAAAAAAACCCGAACAAAUCAAAGUAGUCGGGCGAACCCGCCUAGAGUCGCGGUCAUCAUUCGCGGUACGUGCGUUGGUGCAACGGAGCAGGAAAAGGAAACUCCCGGAGCCGGCCGACAAGAACAACCGAUCCGUGGCGGUGGCGUCGGCGGCGAAGAAAAAUUGCCAGCAAAACCCUCUCGGCCAGGAGGAGGAAACCUACUUGUUUGUACGCGAAUUUGAAUUUGAAGCUUGGCUGCCCGGAAAGGAGAAACAUGUAAAAUAGGAGAAGACUCCGGUUUUAACUCGACUGAAACAAUCACCUGUUCAGGUGGGAACGCUAGCAAACCUUAGUCACUAUACGAAGGACGACGUCGGGUGACGUCGCAAUAAACUAAACGUACUAUACUAGCUAAAACAGAACAAUCAUCAUCAAACAAUGUCGUCCCAAAGAUUUUGCCUACGGUGGAACAAUCACCAGACGAACCUACUGUCCGUGUUCGAUCAGUUGCUGCACGCAGGAACAUUCAUCGAUGUCACACUGGUUGUGGAAGGACAGUUCCUGAAGGCACACAAGAUGGUCCUUUCGGCCUGCAGUCCGUAUUUCCAAGCCAUUUUCGUCAACCACCCGGAAAAGCAUCCGAUCGUCAUUCUGAAGGAUGUUCCAUACAAUGACAUGAAAUGCCUGCUGGACUUUAUGUACCGGGGCGAGGUGUCGGUUGAUCAGGAUCGUCUGGCGGCGUUUCUACGAGUAGCGGAAAGUUUACGAAUAAAGGGUCUCACCGAAGUGAACGAUGACAAACCACCCCCGCCGACGGCUUCGUUAACCGGUCCCGGUAGUGGCACAACUACCACCGGCUCCAGUGGUGCUGUUAAUCAGAGCCAAUCCCAGCCGAAUCAGCUGCAGCAGCAGUUGGUAGCUGCGGCCACCCGAAACACACAGCUGGCAGCCCUGCAGCAGUCACAGCAGCUGCUCCAGCAAAAACAACAGAAAUCCGGCCAGAGUAUGCUCCUGACAAAUCCGUUACUCGGUUCUGCACUGUCCCAACAGAAGCGAAAACGCGGCCGGCCGCGAAAACUAUCCGGCAGUGAUACAGGCGGUGACGGAGAGUAUGAAGGCUACGAAAGUGACAGCGUUGUGCAAGGUUCUCCAGAACUGGUUGAAGCUAAAAUGGGAGCCGAUGGUCAUUCGAACUCAGGCGACGAAAAUGUCAUUAGCCGAUCGGAAGACCCAGACCAAGAUGACUCGAUGGAUGUGGAGUGCCCACAAGUCAUGAAUAAUAAUAACAACAAUAACAACAACAACAACAGCAGUAGCAAAAACGCCAGUAGCAAUCCCGCCUCUUCCGGUCCCACGACGGCAACUAGCACAAAGAGUGCCACCAACAUUAAUGCUGCUACCAACUCUACCAGCAAUGUGAAGAGCUCGGCCAGUAGUCUCAAGAAUGAGAACAGCAUGUCAGAUUCCAAAGAUUCCUUCAACGAGGACGACGCCUGCGAUCCCAUCGAUGACGACGACGAGGAAGAUAAUGACGAUUCGGACGAGGAACGGGAGCUCAACUCGAGCUAUAUGGAACCGCAGAUGCUGCUGGACGAGUACGAUGAACCGGUGGAGUUCAAGUUCGACCCGAAGUCGGACAGUGGAGCCGUCGAUUCGACAUCCAGUAGCUUUCCGCCGCCGCUGCAGGCAAAACCGGGUACGGUUACUAACAGUGCCGGCGGCGGUGGUCGAAUGCCGUUGAUCAAUGUGGUACCGACGACGUCAUUGUUGAACACACAGCUUCCCAAGCUAGCACCACUGUCGACGAACGCUGCGGCAGCAGCAGCAGCAGCCGCCGCCGCUGCAGCCGGGUUUCUCGGCACCAAAUCUUUACCAAAGCUUCACAAACGUCCCCGUCUGAUGGGGAAGUCGCAGAACGGUAUCACUGCUACGCAGACGAUUCUGAACAACCUGAAUAACAAUUUAAAUGAUAGUAUGAUCUCGACUUCGACCAGCGGUUCCACUGGCGCAACCGGUGCACUGCAAAUAUCGAAUGUCCUGUCCAGUUUGAACACGUCGGAUUUGUUCGAUAUGUACUCGAACAAUGUGAUGAACUCACCCACCACCCGAUCGUGUUCUAAUUCACCAUCGACAAAGGGAGGCUCCGGUGGAGAAGGUAGUAGCCGAACGCACAAGUACACGGUAAUCGACGAUACCGAAGGAAGCGUUCGGGAUUUUUGUACCAAAGAAGGGGACCACGUGUACCGGUGUAAGGUAUGCUCACGAGUCUACACCCACAUUAGCAACUUCUGUCGGCACUACGUGACAUCGCACAAGCGAAACGUAAAAGUUUACCCUUGCCCGUACUGCUUCAAGGAGUUCACUCGCAAGGACAACAUGACAGCGCAUGUGAAGAUCAUUCACAAGACGGAGUAUGCCCAGCAUAACACUAGUGGUUCGGAUUCGGGCCCUGCAUUGAUGAAUACCAACAGUAAUAGCAGUACAAACGGUUCCACCACGCCUGUUCCGACGACUUCGGCCAGUAGCUUCACGAAUACAGCAAUCAUCAAUGCCGUAGCGAACGCCGUCGGUCUGCAGCCAAAGAAUGCGGCAACAGCAGGAGCAGCAACAGCAGCCAGUACCGGGGCUGGUUUAAGGAUCUUAUUUCCAUCGAUCGGUGGUCAGAGUGCUUCCUCGUCCACGAUAUCACCUGCGCCUAGCUCCACCGGGGGUCAAUCCGGUACCAUCAGUAUCAAGAAGGAGUUUCAGGACAAACCGACUCCGUCGUCGCCCGGGGCUACCUCCCCGUCCGGUGGUUCGGUCUCAUCCAGUACGGCCACUUCACCGAGUUCGACAACGCUAGCCAGUAGUGGAACGGGGGCAGUGGCAGUGGCUACCGUUAGUCAGUGAUAGGGACCUAACCUUACGCCGCGUCCAAGCGGUGAAGGUGUACCCGUACAUGCGAACACACAAGAGGCUACUAACACUAAAGUAUAUCCAGCAGUCGAAUGGCACAAAACGGACUUGGAGAAGAUGGAGUGGAAGGAAAAGGAGAGAAAGAAAAAAGAAACACGAGAGACAGAGAGUGCGUGAGAACGAGCUGCAAUAACUGUUUUAUUUUAUGUUCUGUUGUUUAUUUAAUUAUUUUUCGCUGACCGAGAUCGUUAAUCAUUCCUUUAAAAGGGUAUUUGUAAUUUUAAUAUAUUUGGAAUUGUAUAGCAAGAAGCAAGCACAUGCGCCCCAAAAGGCGCCUACUUAAGGUAAGAAAGAGAUGUACUGCGUGUCGCGUCAAAAUCAAGCAAGAGAAAAAAAGUGCCUUCUCGGAAGGAGAACACAAAUGUCCUAACAUUUACAUAUUUAGUGUAACAUUUUUUUUUUUGGCUGAUUACCUUUACCUUGUAAUAUUUUAUUGUUAAUGAACAAAUGGAAACAAAAAUCCACACGAACACUUAUACAUACGAGUACAUAUAAAUACAACAACCACUUCACGCAAGUCUUCCCAUUUUAUGAAUCAACUUGAUGAAAUCCGCGGGGAGCGACCGCCUCCCUCGAUUGAAUCGAACGACAAAUGUCUGCAUUCAGGAAACAAAACAUACAAAAAAAACAUGUGUAGUACAAUAAACGUUUAAUCAAACAACUAUCGGCUUAAGGAACAAGAGAAAGCAAAUAUUUAAUGAACGUUGAACCAACCACCACCCGCGAGAGAGUCGAGAAUGCAAUUGGUUUUUUUUACAAUCCCUGUUUUCCUGUUUUCGAUCGAACACAACCGCCGAAGAAACCAAGCGUCGUUUGACCUGUUUUACCACAGUCAAUCUAAUCCGCUCUGGUAGACACUGAAGGAUUACACGGUGAACCAGCCCAAACAGCCUCCCUCUGUAGCGGAACUGAACAAAUCGUAACCCCUCAUUUUUGUAAACAAACAACCAGGUCGAUGUCAAUUUCGUUAGAUUGAACUGUCUUUUGUGCAUCGCAGUAGGCUGACCGUACAGGCGCUUUCGCUUAAAACUGAAAACCCGCAGCAAUUGCUGUCAAAUGCAUGGAUUUGACAGUAGUUGAGGUUCGCAGGGUAAAUAUUGUAUGCCGUUCAAUUCAAUAACGUUGAAUCUAGGAUCGAAUAGGGUUUCAAACGCAAACGAUUUGGCACGUAGUUAGGUCGGAAACUGGAUUAGGUUUAGCAUCAAGCAAAAACGACAUUAAUUUUCGUUUUUCAUGCAUGAAAACCCUAGCACCUGUUCAGCUGGAAUACAUACAAAAUAAAUACAGAACUUGUUCAAGUGUUGAUUUAGGCUGUGAACCAUUUUGCGAAUGAUUUUAACUGUUGAUUUUUUUUUUUGGAGUAGUUAAAUUUGACUAAAUCUACAACCCUAUUCAAAAUUUCUGAGACUUGCACUUUAUUGCAAGAUUAUUUCGAGUGUAAUUAACUGAAAAUACCCAUUCAAAUCAAAUUUUGGAGUUUUAAGACCCAUUAAGUUGUCAAACUCUUCUUGACAACGGAGUAAAUAACUACUCGAUGGCCAAAUUUGCGCUAAAAGUUGAAAUUAUUCGCAGAAUAUUUCACAGCAUACAUCAGCGUUGGGUCCGUACUAGAGAUGGGCAAUUCGUUCGCGAACGGUUCAAAAGAACUAGAUCUUUUGAAAGAAUGAAUGAGCAGCAGUUCUUUUUUCGAGAACGGUAGUUUCUCAGUUCAAAGUCGAGGGACCUUUUAUUUGCUCGAUUAACCUAUUUUCGAGAACGGUAGUUCUGUAAUAAGAAAGCUGCAUCACGACAGCUUAGGUCGAAUUCGUGGGACCUUUUUUUUGCUCGCCAAACCUAACAAUACUAAGUUCUCGUUUAGUCUUUGAACUAACAAACCAACUAUGAAAAGAACGAACGAACGGCUCUGGAGAACUAGUUCUUUCAAUAGAACUUUGCAUCACUGAACGGUUCUUUGAAAUGAACUGUUUUGCCCAUCUCUAGUCCGUACUAAGCAACGGUGGGGUGUAAGAGAACCCAAUAUAAGCCAUUGGGAUGCCAAGUCAUAUUUUCAAAAAAUCCGUGUUGGUGUUCCUACAAUAAGUCUGUGCAAAAUCUGUGUCUACUUCAUAUAAGAACAUUGCAGAUCGGGAUCAUUUUCGUGAGCAAAGAAAAAGUGUUCAACACUUUCAAGUGUUCUAUCGGAAAUACAUUUUCACUGGGUUUUCCAUAGAAAUUUGAACAGUCAGUAAUCGAUUUCGGAAAUCGGUGAAAGUGAAUCUGACAUAUCUGAACAUAAGCAUCAGGUUCAAAACUGGCGUUGCAACUAGGUUCGAAAAGGGCUUUAAACAAACAGUUUGACAGUAUGGAUCAGAAUGCAAAUUGGAUUAGGCUUGGCAUCAAGUGAAAAUGACAUUGGAGGUUGUUUUUUCACUACUGAACAGCAUUCGGCAAUUGAAAAAAAAACUGGCGAAAGAAAUAAACUGACAGUAGAUUGUGAGAAGCGAGAAACCUGCUUACAGCUUCUUAUUUCUUCAAUUCAAAGUGCAAAAUUGGUUUGCUCUAAGAUUCCACUUACAAUUAUGGCAAUUGUUGAAAAAACAACGAAAACCAGGUUUAUCCAUUAUCGCUUGAUGUUGGAUACGUCUUACUUUUUUAUGGGACUAGUUUUUCAAAAUUUACCCUGUACAAGAAUGGGUUGAACUUAUUCGUGAAUAUCGCUUGCUGUACUUAACGUUGCAGCAAAAUUUUUGCUCCAAACAAUCAUAUGAUAAAAUUUUCAGUGGCAUGAAUUAAUAACAAGUAAUGUAAAAUUAAAGUUUUCUAAAAUUUUCAUUAGCAAUGAGCAUCAAAGAACGACGGGUUUGACAUGGUGAGCGAUACAUUUCAUUUAUUGUAGCUUGCAGUUGGUUGAACUGGACGUUCUAGACAUGAUUUCGGUCGGUUCUAGUCCAGAAGACAGCUUCAGAAUUCAAUUUCCAAGCUCAGAGUUCCAGAAUCCAAAUCUAAAAAUUGAGAUUCAGAAAUGUGAUGAAAGCAUUAAGUUUUGUUCGUUUUCACGUCAUCCAGUUAUGUCUCUGACAUUAUCCACCCACCAUUUUGUCUAUUUCCGCCUAACGACAGUAGGUAAAACUGCUUUUACGUUUCUUAACAAUGAUUGUUUGCCUAAGAUUUUAAUAUUUUUUUUAUUUUAAUUAAUUUAUUCCUUAAUAAUUAUUUACACUUUUCCGAUCUGAUUCAGUGUCGACUCUGUUCCGAGCACGAACGAUAAUAUUUUUCCACACGUAUUCAAUGCAUGUUUUCAAACUUAUCCGGUCAUGUUUUGGGACGAUACUGAGCUUUUUCCUUAGCUCAGUUCUUAAUUUCACCAAAGCUUUUGUCUUCAAAAAAUACACACACUUCUCCGGCAAAACCUAUUCGAAUUGGGAAAAAUUGAAAAUAAUUCCUUGUGUAUCGUCUUCGACUUGUCAGUGCAUAGCUAUUCAAGUAGAGCCUAGCAGUUCACUCGAACCGUCAAGCAGACGAAUAGCUUAAAAUCUGCUUGAACAAUAACAUAAUUGUUGCGAAAUUAAAUAUGAUUAUGGUUUCAGUAGUCAUCUCGUUAGUGGAAAAUACCAUUUGAUAAACGUAUUAAACUAUUCCAUGUAUAAUCCAAACAAUAUUCCUGAAUGUUUGAUGAUGUCCAAUAAAAUACUAUAGCUAGUUUAUGGUAUUCGUCUAUGCGGAGAAUCACCACGUUAUUUAUUUUUAUACUGUCUUAUUAUUAUUAUGUUAGUUUAUUUAACCUCGGUUUUAACCUUAAGAUCAUUCGCCGAGGUUAAGCACAAUAUCUUAGCUUUUGCUCUGAGAAGUAAUAUCAUUAUCAAAAAAGUGCAACAUUGUUGAUAUAGUGAGACGAAAAUUCGAAGCGAAUGCACUAAUUUUCAUCCUACCCUACCUUGCUUUGAACCAAUGCAUCGAACAGAAAUAGCAGAUUUUACAAGCGAGGGAUACCAUUACCAUAUGCUCGUAUUAAUGUAGAUGCGUCCCUCACCGAUAAAUGUUCGUCGGCAGUUCAAAGUCUAAUUUUGCACUUCCGAUUAAAUUUGACAGUUCUUCGACUAAUGCGAACAUCGCCUACUAGAUUAUAUUUCCUCUUCAUAUCCCAACAAAUAGUGCCUUCACCGUGUAAUCAAAUCACAUCUUGGAACCGAACAGCCGGGGGCUUUUGCAGCAAAAUAGAAAAAAAAAAUGUCUCAUCAUUUCACAUUGCAAUCGUCGUACCUUUCUUGUGUCCCACACAAAGGUUCAUGAAACCUGCCGCUUUGCGGCUCUACAAUGUUGUCAAUACUGGAACCAAUGCUUUCCAAGCGGGCAUCAACAGCACCAGAACUAACAAAGAAGAAGAAAUAUUUUGUUAUUUGCCUCCAAGGCUACUACUACUACAACUACUAUUCAGAUUUUUAAUUUGAAAAAAAUGGAAUCGUACUCUGAGACACCGAUCGCGGCCGGUGUGUGCGUGUCACAUGGCGGCAGAAGUAUAACAAAAUUCUGUGAUUGAUUUAUGUUUAAUUUGUAUUUCUUUUUUUGUUCGUUUAUUUUUUAUUUUCGUUUUCCUAGUAAUUUCGUUUGAUUGAAAAUCUACCCACUGCUGUAUUUCUGUCUGAGAAAACAAAAAAUUAAUUGCAUUUCAGCUGGAAAAUUUGAGUAAUUUUGGAGAAAAAAAUCCAGUCAAAACAAAUUUGGUGGAACGAAAUAAAAACAAAAAAAAACUUUCAAGUCUGAGAUAGUAAUUAACGGCCGAUCGAAGUAAUGGAAAGCAAAUUCUAUUAACGCGUUUUGUUUGGACACCAGAAAACAGUCGAUUUUGGGAUCACUUCGGUGACGUUAGACGGGAACAAAAGGUUAUCAAUUAAGGGCAAUAGAAAAGUAGUAUAGGAAGUAAUAUUUAUAUACCAAGUAGGGGGCUAAUUAGUUUUCGAAAAAAAUGAAUCAAAACAAAAAAAAAUUACAUUAUCUAACAAGAAAAAAACCAUAAAAUAUUUAAUCGGAAACCAUUUUAGCCACGUAAGCAAUUUUAACUAUCGUAUUUUAAAUGUUUGUUGUAGCAGUUUUUUUGUUUACUAUUUUCUUACUAGAACACGUGUACAUAUUUUAAUGAAUUGGAGUAGCCGCAAACGGUAAAAGUACUGCAAUAUUUUUUUUUAUAUUUGCUCUAAUUUUUCGCGAGCACCGAUCUUCACACCUCCGCACUAAUGAUUUAAUUUUAACCUAUGGUAAAUACGAAACUAAAAACAGCAAAACGUCAUGCAAAGGUAGAUAGUGCAAUUUUACGUUUAAGGCUUUCACCGCAGCAGUUUUUGUUUAUUUUGUCUCUAUACUCUUAGAAAAAGGGCAAGAGGUAGUUGAAUUUUUAUUAGCAAGCAAAGGCUGUUUUUUUUAACAACUCCUAUUCAUUGAAGUAAUUUGUUUUUAUCCUUUAGAGAUCUUUUUCACCAGCACCACCUACAAUUAGACGAAGAAGGAAACAGUAAAAAAAUAGCGCACAUUUAGCACUCGGUUUCACAUUUGACUGCUAGUACGAUAGAUCGUUUCGAAUCCAAACAGUGCUCUCGUGGUAGCAAAGGGAGAGCACAACAGAAAAUCUAUAUAGUUACACGAAAAAGUAAUUACUAUGUUUUAAUCGUAGCCUAAUUAAUAAUCAUUUUUGUAUUCUUUAUCGAAUAUAUUAUUAUAAAAAAUAUUAUAUUUUAUUACUACUAAUAUAUACGCAAAAAACUACACACAGACACCCAACACAAUCUAUAUUUAAACGAAAAGGAGCAAACAGAAAGAUGGAAAAUUCAAUAAAGUGAAAAUGUACAUUAAACCAUACCAUUCU